AUGUCUCUGAGAGGUGAUGUGUGUGUGGUGACGGGAGCCAGCGGAUUCCUGGGAAAGAAGCUGCUGAGGCUGCUGCUGGAGGAGGAGAGGACAGCUGAGAUCCGACUGCUGGACACACACGUCCAGCCUCAACUUCUACACAACCUGCAGGAUUGUAGAGGCGAGAAAACAUUGAGUGUGUUUGAAGGGGACAUCAGAGACGCUAGUUUCGUGAGAAAAGCUUUACGUGGUGCAUCAACUGUAUUCCACAUUGCAUCUAUCAUUGAUGUGACUGGGUCGGUGGAGUACAGUGAGCUUUAUGCAGUCAAUGUCAAAGGAACUCAGGUGCUUUUGGAGGCAUGUAUCCAAGAGAAUGUGGCGUCCUUUAUCUACACCAGCACGGUGGAAGUAAUGGGGCCAAACCCCAGAGGAGAAUCGAUAAUCAAUGGCAAUGAAGACACGAUUUAUGAAAACACUCUGAAAUUCAGCUACAGCAAAACCAAAAAAGAGGCUGAGGACAGAACCCUCCAGGCAAACGGUGAGGUGCUAAAGAACGGAGGCCAUCUUGCCACAUGUGCCCUCAGGCCCAUGUACAUCUAUGGAGAUGGCUGCCGCUUCCUGCUGGGCCACAUGAGGGAUGGGAUACAAAACAGGGAUGUUCUGUAUCGCAUGUCUGAACGAGAAGCUCAUGUAAACCCGGUCUAUGUGGGAAAUGUGGCCUAUGGUCAUCUGCAAGCAGCCCGAAGCCUGAAAGAUCCACAGAAAAGGAACAUUGUUGGAGGGAAGUUUUAUUUCAUUUCUGAUGACACACCACCUGUGAGUUAUUCAGACUUUAACCACGUUCUGUUGUCUCCUCUGGGCUUCAGCAUUCAGGAGAAGCUCCUGCUGCCGCUGUGCUUCUUCUACAUAUUGUGUUUUAUUUUGGAGACACUUUGCAUGAUACUUCGACCUUUCAUACACAUCGUCCCACCAAUAAGCCGCCAGCUGCUCACCUUGUUAAACACAAAAUUCACCUUCUCCUAUCAGAAGGCCAAGAAGGAUCUUGGCUAUGAGCCCAAAUACAGCUGGGACGAAGCACGCAAGCGCACCACUGAGUGGCUCGCCUCACAGCUGCCACUGGAGAGAGAAAAACUUCUGUCCAAAUAA
This is a messenger RNA of Nematolebias whitei (Rio pearlfish), 1125 nucleotides long. RefSeq names its product hydroxy-delta-5-steroid dehydrogenase, 3 beta- and steroid delta-isomerase 1 (gene hsd3b1). Gene Ontology annotation, biological process: steroid biosynthetic process. Bases 1 to 1125 code for a protein of 374 amino acids. Gene Ontology annotation, molecular function: 3-beta-hydroxy-Delta5-steroid dehydrogenase (NAD+) activity. NCBI's taxonomy places the organism in Eukaryota, Metazoa, Chordata, Actinopteri, Cyprinodontiformes, Rivulidae. The transcript is spliced from 3 exons. The record is from RefSeq and is a predicted model, not a curated record.